Gadus chalcogrammus (walleye pollock) is the source of this 1221-nucleotide messenger RNA. RefSeq names its product deubiquitinase DESI2. The record is from RefSeq and is a predicted model, not a curated record. Gene Ontology annotation, molecular function: deubiquitinase activity. Gene Ontology annotation, biological process: protein deubiquitination. The transcript has 5 exons. Bases 583 to 1221 code for a protein of 212 amino acids. NCBI's taxonomy places the organism in Eukaryota, Metazoa, Chordata, Actinopteri, Gadiformes, Gadidae.
AGGAGAGUGAUAUCGGCCAAUGUGAUCUCUGUCUUCGAUUUGACCGAGUCGUUUGAGGCCUACUCUGCUCUAAGGAUCAAGUUUUUCCAUCGCUCGCUGCUGCUGCCUCUGAUCGCUUCGUCCAUUCUAAUUUUUUGAGGAUUCUUAGUUUUCUUUCUGCGAACACCCCCCCCCCCCCCCCAGCCACCAUCGAUCUGUUCUGAACAGACUCCCCGGUUUCUGGCAGCGGGCGGUGGGCCGCAGUCUCCAGCCGCUCGAUGCGCUCUGCUGGGAUUUGAUUUCAGGGCUUUUCGAUUUUUUUUGUGGAGCAAAAUUGAUUCUGUGACAUAUCGCCGGGCAUGAUUUUUUUAGUAAACACUUGUAAUUCUAAUUUCUUCGGACAUUGUUCUGGAAAAACAACUUCCCUUUCGGCGGGGAAGGGGGCUGCUUGCCUCCACUGACCGAGAGAGGGCUGCUGUAGAGCGGUCUCUGAUGUCCGCGCUGUCCGCUAGACUUGUUGUUUAGUGCGGGGCCACCAAGGUGCUGAAACUACUACGACACGUAGGCUACAGGACGCUCGCCUUAUCCUCUCAGGUUUAAACCAUGGCAAAUGAACCUGUGAUCCUUAAUGUGUAUGACAUGUACUGGAUCAACGAGUAUACCUCUAACCUGGGCAUUGGGGUCUUCCACUCCGGCAUCGAGAUCUACGGCCGAGAGUUCGCGUACGGCGGGCAUCCGUACCCGUUCAGCGGUAUCUUCGAGAUAAAUCCCGGGAACGCCAGCGAGCUGGGAGAGACCUUCAAGUUCAAGGAGGCCAUAGCGCUCGGCACGACGGACUUCGCCGAGGAAGACAUGGACAAGAUCAUGGAGGAGCUGGGGAAGGAGUUCAAGGGGAACGCCUACCACCUCAUGCACAAGAACUGCAACCACUUCUCGUCCUCCCUCUCCGAGCUGCUGUGCGGGCGCGAGGUUCCCCGCUGGGUGAACCGGCUGGCCUACUUCAGCUCCUGCAUCCCCUUCCUCCAGAGCUGCCUGCCCAAGGAGUGGCUGACCCCGGCCGCGCUGCAGAGCCACAUCAGCAUGGGCCUGCACAAGGACGGCCACGGCGACCCCAGCGACGAGGACCGCUCCUCGCCGUCGUCGCCCACGGGCGCCGGCGGCAGCGGCACCGCCUCGGGCUCGGGCUCCGGUUCGGGCUCGGGCUCGGGCUCCUCCCACAGCUGCCGCCACACGCGCGUCUGA